GGCCUCACUUGCACAGAGCAGAACUUUGUCACCAAGGCUGGGGCACAGAAGUAUGCUGCAGAGCAUGGGAUUAUGAUUGUUGCACCAGACACCAGUCCUAGGGGCUGUAACAUUGAGGGGGAAGAUGACAGCUAUGACUUUGGUUCCGGAGCAGGAUUUUAUUUGGAUGCCUCUGAAGAGAAGUGGAAAACCAACUACAGGAUGCAUUCCUAUAUUACCAAAGAGCUGCAACAGUUAGUGAAUGCCUCCUUCCCUGUCUCUGGGAAACAGUCAGUAUUUGGACACAGCAUGGGAGGCCAUGGUGCCCUGAUAUGCGCCCUGAAGAACCCUGGGAUGUUCAGCUCUGUGUCAGCAUUUUCUCCUAUCUGUAACCCGUGUGAGUGUGCCUGGGGACAGAAGGCAUUCACAGGGUACCUGGGCUCUGACAAGGAGGCCUGGAAGGCUCAUGAUGCUAGCUGCCUGGUGAAGAGCUACUCUGGACCCCCUCUUGGAGAUAUCCUCAUCGACCAGGGCAAAGAUGACAACUUCCUGGGUCAAGGUCAACUGCUGCCAGACAAUUUUGUCGCUGCCUGUGCUGAGGCUAAGGUUCCUGUGGUCCUCAGGAUGCAAGAGGUAUAG
Molecule: messenger RNA, 618 nt
Organism: Lingula anatina
Lineage: Eukaryota; Metazoa; Brachiopoda; Lingulata; Lingulida; Lingulidae
Product: S-formylglutathione hydrolase-like
Biological process (GO): formaldehyde catabolic process
Cellular component (GO): cytosol
Molecular function (GO): S-formylglutathione hydrolase activity
Source: RefSeq, a predicted model, not a curated record